This is a messenger RNA of Schistocerca gregaria, 9779 nucleotides long. RefSeq lists its product as uncharacterized. Gene Ontology annotation, biological process: negative regulation of transcription by RNA polymerase II; cell fate commitment; positive regulation of transcription by RNA polymerase II. Gene Ontology annotation, cellular component: nucleus. Gene Ontology annotation, molecular function: zinc ion binding; RNA polymerase II cis-regulatory region sequence-specific DNA binding; DNA-binding transcription factor activity, RNA polymerase II-specific. The coding region runs from base 432 to 2051 and encodes 539 amino acids. The transcript is spliced from 7 exons. The record is from RefSeq and is a predicted model, not a curated record. NCBI's taxonomy places the organism in Eukaryota, Metazoa, Arthropoda, Insecta, Orthoptera, Acrididae.
AGUCGUCGACGCAUAGUAGUUCCUGAAACAAUGUAUUUAUGUCUGCGUCACACGAAGCAUUUUACUGUCAAGACAGAAAACUUUGUGAAUUUAUGUUCGAAAUAAUUUUAAAAAAUUGUUUAAUAUUGCUACGCAUUAUAUUGAUUUAGAAGGCUACGUUUUGACAGCCAUUUCUUAGAUUAUAAUUCUUUCCGUCACUGCUAGGAAUUAUUUCUCCCCAUUUCAGGCCAUCGGCGAACAUUCAGCAUCAACACUCAAAGGAAGCAGUGAUAUGAUGUACUCCUGUUUUCCGACAAUGAGUGUUGUUGGCGAUAAAAAAGUUCGCAAAGGUUGUCAGCGGUAGACGAGGGAGUGGAUCUUUAUGUUUAAAUGCAGUAACUGUGACAUAAUUAACCAAGAUUUUAUAUAAUUGUGAGACAAUAAUAUUCAAUAUGUGCAACCUACCGCCGAAAUUCUAUGAACUCUGUCGUCUUUGUUUAUCGUGUGAUGGUGUAAAAUCGUCUAUUUUCGACGAUGAAGGAACUCAGCGUAACUUUCCGCUGAAAAUUAUGACGUGUUUAUCAUUAUUGGUGUCUGACAGAGAUCUAUUGCCACCGUCUAUAUGUCACCGCUGUGUGUACAAACUUGAUGUACUCUAUGACUUCAGGGAAGUCUCAAGAAAAUCAGAUGUGAUCUUAAAACAGUAUUUGAGCUACACAGAACAACUUGCUCGGGCGACAGCAGUAUGUAAAAGGCAGGAAAAGAGAGUGGCCUCGCCUAUCAAUUGCAGCAUGCAAAAUGAAAAUAAUGUGGCUGAAGAUUCAUUGCCCCAAAAUGAACAGAGAAGUGAUUUGGAUAAAAUGAGCACACCCUCACCAUUGGAAUUACGAAUAAAGAAUGAGAUUAGAAAUGACACAGGAGAUGAUGCAGACACUGGCAGUGAGUCUGAGAAGUCAUUGAGGUUUAAUGGAACUGCUCAUGGCUCAGAGUAUGGUGGAAGUGGUGGAAAUAAUAGUGGAAGUGGUGGAGAGGAAGAAACAAGUGAAUUGGACACAUCCAAUGUAUCCACAAACACCACACUAGAAAAUGUGUACGUGAAGGUAAAAGUUGAAGGAGGACAGAGUCCUCCCCGAGAACAGCAAACGAUGACAGAUGAUGAAGGCUGUGCAACUGACUAUGAGGAUGAACAGUGGCCACAACCAUCUCAGCCAGCAAUGGAGCACGAAUCUUCAGGGAAGGCCCGCAUUGAUGUUCCAACUAAUGGUGGAGGUGGUGAAGCAAGCACAUUAUUGCGUACACUCAUCUCUUGUCGGAAACUCGGAUUGACCCCUAGCGAUGGAGCUCAUCAGGCUCCACAUACAGAUAGUAUGGGGUCUGGAGCAGUACUAGGUAAUUGCACUAACCAGCCACCAACAAUAACUGGAGAUCGCCGAAAACAGAGUUUUCCCACACGAGCUAUAGCAGAAGAUUGGGGAGGAGCAGCACAUCAUCCUCCUGACUUCACUGGCAACAAUCCUUGGUGCAAUCUCUCACCAGCAGCAAGAUCAGGGAGGCAACAAUUGGCAGCACGGCGAGUGGACUUAUCAUGUACUAAUUGUGGUACCAUGACAACUACUAUAUGGCGGCGCAACCCAGAAGGUGAAAUGGUCUGCAAUGCCUGUGGAUUGUAUUACAAGCUUCAUGGAGUGAACAGGCCAGUUACGAUGCGAAGAGAUACAAUACAUACAAGGCGUCGAAGGCCAAAAGGGGACAAGAAUUCUCCAAACCAUCGCCAUCGUUCCAAAGCAGCCAAUGGAAAUAUAGCUACAGAGGAGCCAGCAGACAUGCUGGCAGCUUUACGUCGACAAAUACAACCGCAUCUAAUGUUGGCGCUGCAGGCGGCGCCAGGACUUCCUCCACAUUCGCAGGGACAUCCUCCACAUGGUCCUGCUUCGUUGUCAGUCAUCAAGUCGGAGCAAGAUUCUGCAACUGCUGGGGGCUCCGACAAUGAAUCUGAGGAACAUGAUAGGUCAGGUGAAAAUGACCUUUCUGACCUCCCCCUUAAUUUGGUGGCAACCAGCUUAGCUGAUUGAUAAUCGAACAGAAAGUCACUGUAACACAGGGAUAAACUCAGGUUCUGUUGCUUCAAGAGUAAUACACAAUAUGCACUGGCACAUACAAAAUUAAAGAAAAUGGCUUUGGAAUAUGCAGAUGUUGUAAGAGAUCAAUUAUCCUAUUUUAAAUAACGAUCCAUAACAGUAAUAAUUAUGCUCUACAAAUGUGUUAUAACUUUUUAAACAAUUUCAUCAUAUUUGGUAAUGAUAUGACAUUCAUAUAUUUCAGUAUUGAAACCACGAUUUUCUCACACUUAUAUGAAAUUUAAAUAACUGGAGUGAAAGAAUUUUCUGUUGCUUAACAAAGAGCACAAAUCUGAAGGAUUAUGACAAGUUUCCUUUGUCCUGCAUGAUCAGUUUCAUUCUGUGAGAAAAUCGUUCUACAACAGAGAAAUCACCAGUAAUGUUUUCUAUCACCUACAAGCUCAACAUCCAGGAAGGUGCCCAACUGUUAUUUUUCAAAAAGCUAAGUAUCCUACUGAAGACAAAGCUGUCAUGUUGAAAUGUGACAACAAAAAUAUACAAAAGCUCAAUAUGAGCAGCAUGUGCAUUUCUUUCCAGGUUUUAUGGGUGAAGAUAAACAGUAAACAACAGUGCUGGUACUGCUGAGUACUGACUAAGAUAGGGCCAGUGCAAAUGUGAGAGGACAAUGUUUGUGUGCAAAAAUGUUGUUUUCACAUUUUUUCUUAAUUUCUACUACAGAAACUAAAACUGCAGUAAAAUGUGAAAAAUUUUAACCUGAAAUCCCAUAUUUGUGAAUUCUAUUAUCUAAUUCCUUGAAAUUCAUUUAUUCACCUCACCUGUUGAUACACUUUUGAAAACAAAUAAAUUGGACUCCAUAAAUAAUUCCUUGCUGUCAUUUUAUAAUUUGGAAAAUCAGCAGAUGUUUGGUUUUAUCCUGUCACAUUAGUUGUUCAAAAGUGUUUUGAUGAUGCUAUUGAGGACAUUUAUCGUUGAAAUAUAACAGAAACCAUUUUGUUAAUCGCAAGGCCAGUUGUCAGAUGUACUUAUUUCUGCAACCAUUUCACUGACUCCAGAAAAUACUUGUGUCUCAGUAAAUCCUACAAAUGUGCUAGCAGCACCUUAACAAACCCUCUGUGACAUUAUUCUGGAAGUAACAAGACAGACAGAUUUGCAGUGCUUAUAGCAACAUUUUAACUGUGGUUUCAAAGUAAAAAUCUUUCAUGGAUAAAAUACUGUACAUCAAAGACAAACUGUUUUCAAAAGUAUUUGAAGAAUAUUUGUUAUGCAUUACUGUAGAGCAAAACUGUCAUAUUGUAAGAAGUAAAAUUUGAAUUUAAAAGUGCCUGUGCAGAAUGAAGCUGGGUUGAUAGGGAUUAGGUGGGUGCAUAAUCUGUAUUUGAUGUAAAAUCUGCAUUCAUCUAAUUUUCAAAAAUAUUUUGCUGUUUUGGAUGGUUAAAGUUUGUGGAUUUCAUAACAGUGCACAAAUACUGUGUAAGAUUACAUAGCUGUUGCUUUUGAAGUCUGUCUUCCCUGUGUUACAGUUGUAUCCUCUUAUUCUAAGUGGAAACUGUAAAAAUGGCUUUGUUUCAAGUGGUAAAGUGUGCAGCAAGUUGGACAGUGAAUUUUGUUGCCACAGCUGCCAUUAUUGUAAUGCCAUGGCUGUUCCCAAAGCAAGAUAAUUGUGUGAAUUUAAUUGUACUAAUAAAAUUUGCAGUAUUUUUGUGGAGUAUGAAAGAUAGGUAGGGGUUGCUGUAUGUGUCAACAUUGUCUAACACCAAGUCUUAUUGUAACAAACCACAUAUAUAUUUUCUAAAUAUUUUCAUUUUAAAAUAUUAUGUGCUAUUGGCUUGAUGAGCAUUUUUAUAAAAAAUGCUAGCCAUUGCACAUUGUUAACUGUUGCCUGCUCUGCAAUAUGGGUCAUUGUUUACAUUGUAACUGUUUAAGAAAGUAGUAUUUAUUGACUCCUGAGUCACAACUACAAGUGAGGAUAUUUAAUGACAGCAAUAAUCAUCUAAGAUAUGUUACAUUAGUGCUGACUGCCAUCAAAUGUAAGAUUGUUUUUUAGUCUUUCUCCUUUUUUUAUUUGUGUGUGUGUGUGUGUGUGUGUGUGUGUGUGUGUGUGUGUGUGUGUGAAGAUGAGAAUUGCAGGCAUAAGUAGUGAAGAGAAAUUCUUUAUAGAUUUGAUUUUUAGCUGUUGAUAUUGGAAUUACAUUUGAUUAAACAUUGUGUAUUCCAUCUGUCUCUCAGUACAUGGUUCUGUAUGUUGUUAAUUACUGUAAUUUAGCUAUGCCCUUGCUAUCCUUUCUAAUUUGGUUAUGUUGACAAAGUGGCUCAAAAGAACAUUGGCCAAUAGUUCUGCAAGCAAAAAUUUGUAACAUGCUGUCGAUUUUAUUGGGCAAUUAGUAGAUUAUUAUUUAUUCUAAUUAAUUUUACUUUUUAUAAGUAUUAUUUGUAACAUAAUGAUCUGUUAUUUUGUAACAUAGGAUAUCGAAGACAUUUACAUUUGGACUAUGUACCCAUCUAAAACAGCCAAAAGUUCUUGAGAUAUUAACACACUAGUUGUAUUACACUUGUGCUACCAAUAAUUUUUAAAAAAUGGAGCUCAAGAGUAAUCAGACUAUUUAUCUUGUGCAAACAUGAGUUAGAUUCUUAUUUAAAAAAGUGAAAUUAAGAAUUUUGUAACAUUUUCAUUUGGCUUAUGACAGAAGGUUUUUUUCCCAGGUCUGCAUUUAAUGCAUACUGUUGUUUUGCACAUAAUGAAAGUAAUCUCAAAUUCUUGGGCUGUUGGAGUUGGGUUCAUUACAACAUUGCCACCAGCAUUUGAGGCUCCUUGCUUGUUAUUGUUACAUUUUAAGCUUGACCCUCGUAGAAAUGCAGAUUUUAGAAAUAGUAAACAUAUUUCAGUUUUGCUGUUCAGUUUGCCUUGCCGUCCAAACUUAAUUGUGCUGGUGGCUGUACACAGUUUUUAUAGUUUUGACAUGAAGUGAGUGUUUGAGUCACUUCUAUUAAUUUAAUUUCUUAAAUUUAUUUUUUAUAUCUCUUGACUCAUCGUAGAUGUGAAUUGUUUUAUGAUGUAAGUCACAGCAGCGAACAAUAUUUGUUGUUGGGCUUUGUUUUCUGUGAAUGUAUGUACACAGGCUAAAUACGUUAUUUUGUUACAAGCAUUUAUGAAGUGCUUUAGUUACAUUUUAUUUAUUAUUAUUAUUAUUUUUCCCCUAAUUUGUCACUAAAGAAGACAUUACUUUCUCCAGGGUAAAAAUGAGAUAGAGAGAGUGAGUGAAUGAGGUUAGAUAGAAAAUAUGACAAAGUUUGAUUCCAAGCAGUUUUCAUUUGUAUUGCAUUAGUGACAUUAGGAAUAUUUAUCUUUUCUGCAGUUCGUACAUUUGAAUUUUUCCAGCAGCAUUCAUUGAUAAUUGCUGUGACUUAUAUAGAAAAGUUCUUUUUACCCAGAUAUGAUGUGUGAUUUGAGUGAGAUUAUUUGUUUUAUGAGCUUUUUAUACACAGUAUAUUUAAUGAAUCUCUUUUUUAACAUUGUUGUUGAUGGUAAAGUAUUAACAUAGACAUACAUUACCAUAGUGGUUUGACUGAUGAGUAUUUUUAUAUUACUUAAUACUGAAAUUGUGGCACUUAACAAUGUAAAAAAAAAAGAAGACUUUUCUUCCUUUUUAUGGCUCAAUUUGAGAGAAAUAGAAAUAAACUAAUGUGCUUAUUAAUAUAAAUACUCAUGUUCACAGAAAAAGCCUAGCUUAUGUUAUUGCAUGUUAAAUACCAGUUUUGCUUACAGAUUGAUAUUUUUCACUUGUAAUACAUAUGUAACAACUGUAGGCAGCUUAACAAGUAAUAACAUGCUGUAAUGGAAGUUAGGCAAGACACAAUGUACAUUAUUUUGUAAUGAAAUCAGAGAUAUUAUAAAAAAGACAAAGAAGCUUAUCACAAUAAUUUGAAGCCCUAGUGCAAAUGAACACAGAAAUGUUUGAUUUUUAUCCUAGUACUGCCAUUAAAUAAUGUGUUGUGUAUUUCAAAAGUUUUGAAAACUUUUAGGUAGCUAAAACAAAUGAAGUGGUUGACGCAUGUAGAGUAUCUGAUAUCCGGUUUGAGGAUCAGACAAAUUUGGCUCACUUAUUCAGGCAUCUCAGUAGGUCUGAUUUAAUUGGGAAUAUGUUCCUUUUCCUGUGGUUAAGCAUAAAAUCUCAUUUUCUGUAUCAUUCGUAAGGGGAUCCAGUAAAGUAGCUUUCACUGAUUAAGAUCUUCUGCUCCCACUCUGCUGUAAAAUUCUGCCAUCAUGCUUCUUAUUUGUCACCCUAUUUACAUCUGUAGCAAUACCGUAAUAUCAGGUUACCUGCCAUUCAGAAGGCUGUUGCACUCAGCAACUGUUAUAUUGACUUGUAAAUAAUAUAUUUCAGCUAGAAACUAGCCAUUCUCAAUGCAGUAUAAUUUUUGAUCAGUGCAUGAAUGCCUGUUGGUCGGGCUCCAUCCACAGUUCAUUGAAUACUACUCAAGCCUGACCAACAGGCAUUACAUGCAUUGAUCAAAAAUUAUAGUGCAUUGAGAAUGGCUAGUUUCUAGCUGAAAUCUAGAUCUGCCAAUAAAAAGUUAAAAAGGACAACAGAUAGCUGAAAUCUGUUAUUUACAAAUAUCGUAAUAAAUAAACAUUACAGUAUGAUUUGCAGCAAGUAAAGCUUUAAAAUAAUUGAUUGUUAAAAAUCAGCAUUUUGAGUGUCUUCUGUUGCUCAGUUUAAACUCUAACCUAAUGCAUGUAAAUUUUAUCAUCUCCAGAUUGUUGCACUUCCUUUGCUAGUCCUGGCUCCUCAUCUUUUCUGCUAUUUGGCUACAGAAAAUGAAACUGUUAAGCUGGAAAGCACUAAAUGUAUCAAACAUUUCUGUGGCUUUUAUUUGCACUACUGCAAAAAUGUACUUUGAAAACAGAUACUCUUUCAUAGAUGGGGUGAUUUUAUUCCUAGACAUUUAAAUAGCAGUAUUUAUCAGUCUGUGACACACUUAAACAUAAGGGUCUAGGAAAUAAAUGCUGUUUUCAGCUGUUAUUUCUUAAUGCUAUAUCUACUUAAUUUUUUUCCAUUUCAUCUUGUUUUCUUUGACAUCUAUGAAAGAUUGGUGUCUGCUCUGCACACUACAAACAUUUUGAUAAUUCAUUUUCCUUUGUUUUCCCAUAUUCUUCCCUGGUUUAUAAACAGGGCCUGUAGUAUUUUUUUGUGGCAGGUAUUGAACAGAUGUUGGCAUUCCACAGAAAUUAAUGCUCAGGUUUAGGGAUUGGAUCGUGUGAUGCUAUUGUUUACUCUGACAAUAUUCUUUAUACAGUGAUACCCAAAAAUGAUUCUGCGAUUUCGUGAAGAGAUUAUAGGGUAGAAAAAAAUAUUUGGGACAGGAAGAGAUUUAAUUAAGUUAACUUUGCCUUCUCCUUCCCCCCUUAACUCUCUUCUCAGUACUUAAGUAUAUCGUUAUGCAUCUUUACACUUGUAAGAUUUAACUUCUGUUGGUGUUCAUGACAUACAAGAUAUAAGGUAGUGCAUCAAUAUUUCUGAAAUAUGAAAGAUUUGCUUACUUGAGAUGUUAAUAACUGUGUGGACAUAACUGGAACAGAAUGUAAUUAUUGGUUUAAUUGUAAAUAUUUUGUCAUUUGAAAGAAAAUUUAUGUUGUAGAGCAAAUAUUUUUGGAGGGUUACAUAGAUUCAAAAUUUUGUUGACAGACAAGUAACAAAUGGAAGUAGUACAGUACCUGUCACUGAUAAUAUUCUCGUGAGAUGGAACUGACUGGAAGCUUAGAAAACUGAAUUCAGGCUUCAUCAGUAUUUGAUAAGAGAUUUGGUGCCAUAAUGAUAUUAUCUCCGUUUAUGUUUGUUACAGAACUAUUGGGAUUGAAUAAUGAUGGGAACAAUCAAAACGUUACAGCAAACAAUGGACUGACGGAUAUGAAAGGUGGAAGGAUACCUAAGAUGGAACUUGGGGUUCUUUUUUUUCAUAUACUCCAUAUUUUGGGAGUUAAUGAAUAUAUAUUAUUUUAUGUCAUACUGUGCCACCUUGUGAGAACUGAGUAGUUUUAGUUUUAAUCCGAAGCCUCCAACUUUCUUGACCUGUGUGUGAAAAACUGGAAUGGGGAAGAAGUGGUUGAAGAAUCUCAUUAAAAUUAAGGGGGGAAUUGUGCUAGUCCAAAAGAUAAUUAUACAUCCUGUGACCUUGUGGUUUUAUAAAAAUUUGUACUGAGGACACUGUCUGUCAGACUCAUUUACCCCCACCAAUCCUGCCAACCACUUUCAAACUAUUAUACCUUUAGUUAGAUUGUUUGUGCACCCAACCGAAAUGUUUGUGUUCCAAAUUAUGAAAAUCUUAGUUUAUUUUAAUUUCGCCUUUGAGGUAUCUCAUUCUUCUGGUACCACUGCUUUGUUUGCUCCUGUUCAUUAGUAUAUAAUGUUUGAAUUGUUUGUUUUAUGACUUGUAGUAUGUAUUCAUUUACUUGAGCCAUGACUGUUGUAUUUGCUAAAUUCAUAUUUUUGCUUGUCUCAACACUGUAUAAUUGUGAUAACUUCCUUCUUAUCCCCCUUUUUUUGAUAAAAGUUCUUAUUCAUGUUCGUAUGAGGAAAUCCUAAUUCAGUUCAAACAAUUUAUUGUAGCAAAGGUUUCUGUGUGUGACAUAUUUGACAUUGCUUGCUUGUAUUAUGAUAAUGUGCAUUGCUUCUUGGAGGCAGCUCUUUGUGAUAUAAAUUUUUUUUUACUAAUCAUUGAUGGUCCUUACCAGUGCACAUUUUAUAUUUGCACCAGAUUUUGUGAACUCUGGACAUUUGUCAAUUUUUGAGAUUUUGUUGCCAAAUAAUAAAACUGACCGCUAUAGUUUCUGUUAUCGCAGUUUUCUCUGGAUCGAUUUAAUAGUUUAUGAAGAACUUGAAAAUGCAUUGUGCAUUUGUGCCCAUAUAUCACACCAUAGUGUGCUGAGACAUUCUUAUUACAUUUUAUUAAGUAUAAAAAAGUUCAUAUCUUUUGUAUAGUCAUUGAAAAUACUCAUGCAUAUUGUGUAAUGAUUGGUUACAUAUUCUAAACGAUUUAUAUACCGGUGCCCAAACCCUGUGUAUUAGUAACAGUAUUAUUUUUUGAAAAUAUUACAUUUAUUAUUGACUUUCAGUGAGUCAUUUUAACUGACUGCCGACUCCAAUUCAAGUGUCUUAAAUCAGUCACCAGCAUUGCCUUUGUGCUCUCUAUGAUAGCGUUUCUUUACAAAUUUUAUAGAAAAUGGUUGUGUAAUGUUUUUAUUUUGUUAUUUCAUUGAAUUUAUAAAAUGUAAUGUUAAACAUCAGUAUUUGAGUGGUAAUUUUCUCCAUAUUUCAACAGUCUACAGCAUAUUUAUAGAGUAUUUAGAGUUCUUUAUUCAUAUUCAGUAGCCACUGCAUUACAACGGAAUCCAUGACAUUCUUCUUAUUUAUGUGCAUGUAUUUAUUUGGCAUGUUUUUUUUCACAUUUCCAUUAAGAACACAUCUGAUGAUGUAUCACAAAUAUAGUACUGUGAUGUAAACUGCCUAGAGGAAAAAACUCUCAGUGAAAUUGUAUGUUCACAUUGUAAGUCACUGCUCUCUGAUCAAUCAUCUCUUCACUGAAAGCAUUGUUCUUGCCAUUUGUGAUUAGAUGCACUGAAAAAUUUGAAUCUUGGAAGCAAUCUAAUUAUUGUAUAAGAUUAAAAGCUGUGGGGAGAAAUGGUUUAUUAUUUAAAAAUAAAUUUUUUAUAUCAACAGAAAUAUA